Messenger RNA from Acanthochromis polyacanthus (spiny chromis), 8045 nucleotides. It is a transcript of the gene fam53c, whose product is annotated as family with sequence similarity 53 member C. Gene Ontology annotation, cellular component: nucleus. The record is from RefSeq and is a predicted model, not a curated record. Gene Ontology annotation, biological process: protein import into nucleus. The transcript is spliced from 4 exons. The annotation marks the transcript as partial. NCBI's taxonomy places the organism in Eukaryota, Metazoa, Chordata, Actinopteri, Pomacentridae.
GGAGGAGGAGUCUCGGCCCUCAGCCCCUCCCCCUCUCCUCUAGUGUUGAAGGACCAGACGGACAGACACACAGACGCCCCAAGAUCUCCCCUCCUUCCUCCUCUUCCUCCUCCUUCCCCCCUCUCCUCCCCACUCUCCUCCCCACUCUCUCCCCCUCCUCUCCCCACCUCCUCCCUGCCUCCCUCCCCCGUCUCCCCCCUCGUCCCCUGCCACCAUGCUGUGGUCACACUGCUGGUGGAGAGCUUGAGGAAGCAGACUCUGGAAGGCGACCCUGCUCAGCCGGGGGACUAUUACCUGUCCCUGCUGGACCCGAAAACCCUCGCAGAGUGCUGGCCCCCAGAUGGCUUGAUGCCUGAGAGCAGCUACUGGCAGCUCUGCCCUCCCUCCAAGUCCGGCCUGCAGGGGGGGUUACUGAGCUCUAGUUUCCCCCCCGGCCCCGUGCCCCUGGUGCCCCCAGAUGCUCACCUGCAGGAGGGCGGCGACCCCCUGGACGGGGCCGCCGCUCAGCCGCAGCAGCACCGGCCCCUGGCGCCCAGCACCUCAGCGUCCGAGCUGUCCCUCCCUGGAGCGGCGGCGCCCCCUCCAGGGCCCGGGCCGCCUCCCCCUCCUCCUCCACCCCCCAAACGCCACUGCCGCUCGCUGUCGGUGCCCGAGGACCUGUCACGCUGCCGCUACACCUGGCGGCCCAGCGCCUCGCGGGUCUGGACUCCCGUCAGCCGCCAGCAGUGCCACGGGGGAGCUGGAGGAGGGGUUGCAGGUGUGGCCGCAGGGGCGGGAGGAGGGGGUAUAGGUGUGGGAGCAGCGGGGGGCGGAGCCUGUCCUCUCCGAGCUCCCAGCUCCUCCCUAAACUCGUCGCUGCACUCCUCGUCCAGCCCCACCUUCUUCAGCCUGGCGCUGUCGCCGGACUCCCCGCUGCCCUGGACCUUCCCCUGGGACCCCAGCGAGGCGGCGGCGGGGGGAGGAGCCUGCUGCUGCUUCUUCCCCUCACCGUCCUCAUGCUCCUCCUCGCCCUCACCCCUCCACCCACCUCCCCCUCCUCAGAGGCGUUUCUCCCUCUCCCCCGUGCUCAUCAGAGACUCGGCGGCCUCCACCUUCCUACCCCCUCAUCCGGUUCCGAGCCAGUCGGCGAUGCCUCCGCCGGGCUGCCCCGCCGCUGCUGGACCGACCACAGGGGUCCCGGUGCCCGCCUCGCCGUCCUCGGCCUGCAGCACGCCGUCAUCUCUACGCCGCAGCCUCCCGCCGCAGCUGCCGCGCUGCCACUCGCAGCCCUGCGACCUGCUGCUCCUCAAACCAGGUCUGAAGCGACGCCGUGACCCCGACCGACCCUGCGCCCGACCCGUCCUCGACUUCACCAAGAUGACGCAGACUCGGAGCAUCGACCCUCAGUGUCUCGAGCGCGGCGGCAGCAGGCUGGCCUGCGGUGGCGACAUUUGCAUGGGCAUGGAGCCCUUCAUGGGCGACUUCCGGGGCUCCUGCUCGCCGGCUGAGUGUCUGGGCAGGACCAGCAUCGGACCGCUGAGCGAGAGCGACGAGGAGUGCCGCGAGGACGACGACGAUGACGGGGAGGAGGAGCCAGACGACCGCGAGGCGGCGCAGCAGGCCGUGUUCGAGAGGGACUGUACAGAACUGGACUUGAACUUAAUAGAAGAAAACUGACGUAUUUGUAAAUGAAGGCUGUUCUCUGUUUUCUAAUUUAGUUUUAAUUUAAACCCCCUUCGUCAUGGACCACCAUCGUCUCGACACUUGGCACCUCCUUGCCACCAAUCAGCAAGGCUCUCAGGAACAACACCUUCUCUCAUUGGAUGAGCUGAUUGAUGACGACAGUGAUGAUGUGGCUGCCAGCGUUAAGGACUUUCAGCUGGAGCGUCUCUGCUGUGUGUCGUACAGUGACCGCCUCCACUAAGCUCGGAUAGUCCAGGUUUCCUCCAGCCGUCAAGUCUCUUUUACAGUCUGAUGAGGCGUUCGCCGUGAAGCGACCUGAACUGUCAUCACCACGCCGACCAGCGACCACGCAGCAGGUUCAGCUGAUUCAUCCAAACCACCGCAGUGAAAAAACAAAAGCCUCAAAAGAUCCCUAAUCAGUCAGGCUCAUCGUGCUUCAUCAUCAGUUAUCAGAGAAAAAUGGUGCCGCAUCACCAAUUUAAAAAAAAAAAAAAAAAAACUGAAGCAAACUGAGAAAUUAAUGAAAGGAUUUCUUCUGAACCCAUUUUUAGGACAAUUAUCCCAAAUUUGAGUUUGUUCGGGUUAUAUUGAAAAAAUAAUGGCGUCGCUGUUAAACAUUUCACAGGUUAGUUUUAAAUUUCCCAUCUGCUCAACAGUGCUAUGUGCUCUGCUGCAUGCACUGCAGACGGUGCUGUAAAAAACGUCGCCGCCCUGCUGGACAAACUGUCCAAUGACACCAUUUUUAUACGACCCCAGGCGCCUUUUUCUGAAAUGAUUUGAAAGAAUUACAUUUAUACAUCAGUGCAUUUCAGACAGGUGUCAAAUUAGACAGAAUUUAGGAAAUAUGUUGUUUAGAGUUUACGCAUUUGUUAUGAAGAAAACACGGAGGCAACUUUUUUUGGCGACAUUUUGUCAAAAUUGCAAAGAUCUGGGACUUUGUCUUCCCACACAUCAGAUUCUACUGAUGUUGGAGGCCUCAAAAGUUGGUGAAAUGUCAAGUAAAGUGUCUAUUUUUGUUUGAAAAUUAGAAAUUAUUCAUAUAUAUAUAUAUACACACAGUUGGAGGAAUGUUCUUAGGCCAAAGCAGCACCUUUGCUUGAAGAUGCUGCACUUUUUCCCAUUUUCAAGGGACUGUAAAAAAAAAAAAAAAAAAAAUACUGGCUACUGUUUCAGCCAAUCAAUCAUCUGGAUCUUCUAGAAACAGUUUGGUUUGUGUCUCACUGAUUCAAAUUGACUGUAGGAAUUGUAUUUAUGGAGAUGUUAAACCUUUCAAAUGGCUGUAAAAAUACAAAAGGGUAAAAAUACAAAAAUCCCCGUGUCUGAAAACAUGAUAUUCAGUGAACUCAUUUUCCAGAUUGUAGUUUUGAGUCUUGAAUAACAAAAACUUAAACUCUGAGCAGAAUCUAAGACAGUGCAGCGACAACAUUUUCUAAAAAUGACAGCAUUUAUCAGUAUAUUUAAUAGAUCAAUAAUAUCAUCCAGCUCUACUUUUAAUCCACCGUCAGGCUUAGAAGAUUCAGGUCACCCAUUUCUGCACAAAUUUAACUUGGUAAUAUUAUUUUGAUAAUGAAAUGAAGUUAAUUCAAUAAUAACUCUGUUCAAAUUUAACAAAAUCUAAAAAGUAGUUUCACAUUGUCUGCAUUUUAGCUUAAUUUUUGAGCCAAAGCGGCAACUUUACACCUAAAAAUAACUGGUAUUAUUACACAGAUAAAUGAGCUGGAAGGAUAAAAUCUAGUAUCUGUAGAGGAAAGGAGAAAAGACCAUCCUACAAGUUUAAAAAAAAAAAAAAGAAUUUGAGGCAAUAAAAUGUCUUAAAGUUGCGUGUUUAAAUGACUCUUGCAGCCGCAGCCUGUUGAACUAUCAGGUUCAACAUUAAUCAUGAUUUUUCAGGUGAGUUUCACGGAUCAUCUGAGCCCCGAACGCUACCUGGUAGAGUCACGUGAACUCGGCGUGGUGAUGCGUUCAGGGACCGCGGCGUCCCGUCGGGCUUCACUGAGGGCAGGUAGCCGCUGAUGCUGUCGUUCACCUGAGUGUUUGCACAUUCCUGUUGCACACACCUGUCACUGAAAACACUACGAGCUCUCUCUCUCUGUGUGUGUGUGUGUGUGUGUGUGUGUGUGUGUGUGUGUGUGUGUGUGUGUGUGUGUGUGUGUGUGUGUGUGUGUGUGUGUGUGUGUGUGUGUGUGUGUGUGUGUGUGUGUGUGUGUGUGUGUGUGUGUGUGUGUGUGUGUGUGUGUGUGUGUGUGUGUGUGUGUGUGAUUGUCCUGGUGAUCAUGUGACUCGUGUCCAGGUUGAAUCCAGACGGUCUGCUUUUACAUUCCUCCGUUUAUUUAUUGAUUAUUGUCAUUUUGGACAAUUUGAUUCAUUCUAAACUGUUUUGUCAUUUUAGACAUUUUUUUCAGAAUAUUUAUUAUUAUUUAUUUAUUGUCAUUGUCACAAGGACAACGAAAUUAUGCUCGGAGCAUCCAUACAGCAGAGUUAAGUGCAAAAAAAAAAAGACCUUACAGUAAUAAAUAUCAUAAAUAGCCCAGUACAAAAAAACCCACAAUAAUAAAUACUAAAUACCGUAAAUUUUUAUCAUCUUUUCGACAAAUUUUGACAAAUUUUGAAUAAGUUUCAAGUUAGGUCCGACAGAAAUGACUUGAAUUGCCUCCAUGACAGAGCUGCAACUAUUAUUGUUGAUCAUUGUUGAUGCAACUGUUGAUUAUUCUUUUAAUCAAUUUCCUGAUUAAUAAUUUGCUUGUUUGGUCCCUAAAUUGUUAGAAAAUUGUGAAAAAUUUUCAAUCAGUGUGUUUCCCAAAAGAAAACAUGGCCUUGUGCUGUCCACAACCUUAAGAUUGUCACUUUGCUUUUAUAAUGGAGUUAAUAUACCAGUUGCAAUCAUUGAAUUUAGACCAAAAAAAUGAGUCUAAUCGAUUAUCAGAAUGGUUUAAAAUCAACUGUAGCUUCAGAAUCCGUGGCUGAAGAAAAUGAUUAACGACACCAUCUUUGGAUGUAAGACUCUGUGAUGUGAAUUGUGACCAUCCUGUGACAUUCAAAACCCAAAAUAAUAAGUGAUUAAAAUAACUGCAUUUAAUACAUUUAAUUGUAUUUAAUCUUGAGGUUUUUCUAAAAUCGCAUAUUUACUUUCUAGAAUCCACAAAACAGACACACCUGGGAAUUAUUAUUUAUGAUUGAAAGGGGAAAAUUGUUGAUCCAAAAAUGUCCUGUUUUGUUCUCAACCCAAACAUGUUCAGUUUAUUGUCGUAGACGAGAAAAGAAACCAGAAAAAAACAUUCACAUUUAAGAAGCUGAAAUCAGCAAAUUUAUACUUGGUUCUCUUAAAAAUUGAAGUGAUUAUUUGAUUAUCAUAAUAGUUGAAGAUUAAUUUAACAGUUGAUAAUUAAAUGACAGUUCUGUUAGUAAAAACUGUUGAAGACUAGCAGCUCUGAAUGAAAUCCAUCCAGUAAAUCUUACUGAAUCACUUUGUUUUUGAGAUUUAUUUCACAUUAAAUAUUGCUACUUUUAGAAAAUGUUAAAGCUAGUUGUUUAAGUCAACAUCUUGCAGCUCCAGUAUUUAUCUUCAUGUGUUCUUUCAUUUUCACAUGAGCAAAAAAAUAUGAUGAAAUUUUAAAACAUUUUUAUUAAAUGUAAUUACAUUCGUUUUGGCUGCUUUUACACUCGGUCUGGAUUCAGUCGUGGAAAGUCACCAGGGUUGAUCUCGCACUGGUUGUUUUGUAUAUUUAGUUUACUAUGAUUUUCACUUGAAACCCACCAAAAAAAAGAACAAAAAGAGAACCAUAAAGGUCUCACUAAGUGUCCAUGCUGCUUCUUUGUUUUUGUUUUUUAUUUUUUUUAAACUGAGAAUCACAUUCCUGUUGAUCACUUCAAAUCCUCUGUCAGAUUUCAGACUGAAGAUGAUCCAUCACGGUCCGUGUUUGGCAGCUUUUAUUUUUUAUUCGCUGUUGUUUUAUUGUCGUGUGAGGAUGCAUCUGAAAUCAUACAUCAUGCGCCAUCGUUCCAGUGGGUGCCAAGAUUGCAUCUUGGGUAAAAACUCAAACCCAGAAGACAAUCAACAUGUUUGAAAAGGGAGUUGUUCCCAAAUGCAGCAGAAAGGGAUUUGCUAUAAAAAUAUACCAGAAAGUAGAAGUUUCUGAGCGCUGCCUGAUGGAUUAUCGUCGUCUGAACUUUACUGUUAAAUUAAACAAAAAGCAGUGAAUUGACUCCAUAAAGAAAGAAGGUGGUUUUAUGUUGUUGAGCUCUGCUGCCCCACAGAGGCCAAACGCACUAACUGAGACUUGAAUCUGACUUUUUGACGUUUUAACUCGCCUUAGAAACAUCACUUUUACAUCCAGUUGUGAUAAAACUCAAGCAACAGUUGCUGCUCUCGGCUAAUACAUUUCAACUUCUUCUCUAACAUUUUUGUGAUUAGUUGCUGCAUUUAAAUUCAAUCUGAGACACAAACGACACUAAAAAAGAAAUAGAAAUAGCAGCGCUAAAUUCCAAACAGCCAGAGUAGUAGUGACUGCUGUCUUUGAUUAAGCAACAUCACAUUAUGCAUUUCAAUUCAUUAGUUUAAAUGAGCAAAAUGUCAGUGGCACUGAUUUAUACUCGGCCUUAAAGAGCAUAAAAGCAAAGUUAAAUAUCUAAAAUAUGUUUCACAGUUUGUGUAGUUACUGCAGUCUGCCUCUGUGGGGCACUGUUGUGUUUGUGAGGAUAAAAUGCAGCAUUUUCCUUUUGUGUAAUUGUUUUUCCCCCCUGUUCUGUCACAUUGUGAAGAACAUUCAGAUUUAGCUCCCUUAAAGGAGUAGUUCAACAAUUUGAGAAAUGCAAAUAUUGAAGUUGGAGUCCAGAUGUGGUUAGCUUAGCAAUAAACUAGUAAACCACGAGGGCCAGACAGAUCUGAGGUGUUCUGUGACAUUCACAUCACAUUUAAACUCCGACUUGGAAUUUUAAAUCGAUGCUAUUGUCGAUUUGUUAGACAUUUUACAGCGUUAUUGUACUUUAUUUUGAUUAUUUAAAGGAGAGAAAAAUUGAAACAUGAGAAUAAAGUCAGAAAUUUCAAAUGGGGAAAGUUGUAAUGUGAGAAAUAGUCACAAUUUUCUUAGUAAACGUAAUAAGAGAAAAGGUCACCGUUUUUCAAGGAUAAAGAAAUACCACAAUAAAGUUGUGCCUUGAAAAUAAAUUCACAACUUUCCAAGGAAAAAAAUUUAUUAUGAAAGUCCAAAUUUUCCAUUAAAAAAAAGUCAUAACAUGAGAAUAAAGUCACAAGAAAUAAGUCUUAGCGUGACAAAAAAUUAAAAAAUCAUCCAGGGAAAGAGUGGUAACACAAUAAAGUGACAGUUUUAUCUGGAAAAUAUAACAUGAGAUUAAAGUUACACCAUGACAAUGAAUUCACAUUAUUUUUUAGUGAAUAGCAUCACUAAAUCUCCUACUUGGUGAAAAUGUUCUCACAGUGGUGUCUCCAAACUAUCAGCUCACGGUUCCAUCCAAAUACAAUAAAAUAUCAGCACUAAAACAAGCUCUUCAGCUCAUUUUAUAGGCGUUGCUGUUUAUUUGGAUCUGGUUUCACUCAAUAACGACAAAAGAUGGCAACGUUUACCUGGUGUGACUACAGAAUUAGCAUCAGAGCUAACGGCUAAAGCGACUUUUUGUCAAAUUGCUGAAGUACUCCUCGAAGGUAAAGUUUGCUAUGGGUUAGCAUCAGUGCUAACGGCUAAAGCGGCUAUUUGUCAGAUUGCUGAAGUAGUCCUUUAAAGUCAAGUUUGCAAUGAGAUUGCUAGUUAGGAAGUCUGACUUUCACCCAAACUUAUCAAGUGAUUGAACAUGAAGAAUCUCUUAACAAAAGAGUAUUUUAUCCAAAAACGGCACACACACACACACACACUGUUCUUCUGAACUACAUAAUCACAUCGUGUCCCCAUUAACACACUCGGCCCUCCUGAUUUGUUGGUUUGUUUCCGUUGACUGGUCCAUAACGCCCAGCAUAAGCCUUAACUGAACAUAUUCUAUUAUUCUGUAAAUCAAGAUGUUAAAAAGAAAAAAAAAAAGGAAAAGAAAACACUAACGGAGAAGAAAAGGAAAUGUGUACUGUAGCUGUUAAAUUUUUAGUCCUUCUGUUCAUCAUUUUCUGCUGUUUUUUCUUAAUAUUUCUAAUCUGAUGUCUGAGCGCGGCGAGGUGUCGUGAUGAACGCAUCGUGUUUGAGAAAAUUUUAAAAAAUGCUUGAGGAACGGCGGAGGAGCAGUCAUGUACAGAGUUAGCGGAGAGUCUUGGACAUCUCUUGUCUUUUAGAAAUGUUUUUUAUUGUAUGUGAUUUAAAAAAAAACUGACCACAUGGCAAUUUGAAAAGCAGUUUGUGAAUAAAUUAAGUUUACUGAGAAUUAUUUUACAAAGAAAGGGGAAA